AUGUUUGAAAGCGGGAGCUGUUGUGUCAUGCUGAUUAUUUUGUUUUUUCUCUCUCCAGUUUCGCCACCACGGAGAUUUCGCGUAAAGGUCCUAAGCCCCAAAAAGCUGGAUGUGUCAUGGAAAGAACCAAAGGGAGAAUUUGAAAGCUACAAAGUCAUUUACGCCACCAAACCAGGAGGAGAGCAGAAGGUGGUUCAGCUCUCAAAGCAGAAGACAAAACUAAUCAUAGAAGACUUUGACGCCUCUAAAGAAUACAGCUUCAAAAUCACAGCACUCAAAGGGGCACAGGAGAGUAAACCUCUUAAGGGCAAGCAUGAAGGUAAGAGACCCACCAGAGCCCGGUUUGAAGCCACCCUCUGA
Menidia menidia (Atlantic silverside) is the source of this 360-nucleotide messenger RNA. The record is from the annotation of a GenBank genome assembly. NCBI's taxonomy places the organism in Eukaryota, Metazoa, Chordata, Actinopteri, Atheriniformes, Atherinopsidae.